AUGACUUCGUCUCAAUCUUGGAAACAGUCAAGAGAUUACGACUCGGACCAGUCUUCUGAUACUGCUUUGGAGGAAGAGAGUUUAAGUUCUCAGGGCGCACUCGACAGUGGGGUGCCAGCGAUGUGGCUGUCGCAGAGUCCACAGCCAGGACCUGCGACGAACCUAAUCAAUCAGAGACCGGGAAGCGAACUGGACGACGGCCUCGAAGUCACUCUAGCCUCCCUGAAUAAACAGUACCAGCGCCAGCAAGGCCCGGCAGUUUACCCAAUCGACGACGAUGUAACAUCUCGCUGCUCCACAUUGGACGGUGAUGGAGAAGAGUUGAAUUACACAGAGAAAAACAUCAGGUCAAUUUCGGUGGCGAAAGAGGAAUCUCUAGACAAUGAGCCUGCAUCGCCGGGACCUGCUCCGCAUAUUCCUGGUCCACUGGAGUCUCAGCUUGCUGCCUUGAUGACUAAACUCAUCUAUCUCGAACACAAUAACCCUACUGUGUCCAUCAAGCCCGACGAGUAUCAAGAGGUGCAGGCCCGUCUCAAAGCAUUGGAGGAAGAGAAGAAACACUGGUGGAAACGGCAUGAAGCGAUCUGGGCAUUGCGCGAUGAAGACGUAGAAAAUAAUAUCAAGAUCCGUGGUAUGCUUGCAAAAUGCCGCCGUGAACUGGAGGCGACCCAAGCUCUCCGUAAUGAAGACUUGAUCAACGUUCAAAUUGUACGAAGCAAGCUUGCAGAAAAGACGAGAGAGCUUGAGCGAUCACUGGCACAAACCGGUCGUGCAAGCCCGAACCGAGGAAGACCGGGCAGCUUUUUCGAACGCCGGGACACUUCAGAUCUCUUCACUGCCGCCAAAGUUGCAGCCCUUGAGCAACGCGCCCUCGAGUUAGAGAAGCGAAAUUCCGAUCUUGUUGCGCAACUUGAAGACUCAAGAAGCGGAAUGAACGUCGAAGAUCUGAACCGAUUGACAGCACAUGAAGCAUGGAAAGACACGGUUGCCGACUUGGAGACAAAACUUAGGGCGAGAGAUGCCGAGAUGGCGCGAUUGCGGCCCAGUUCGUCGGCGGGUAUUGCAAUGGAUUGGUACAGAAUAGAAGCACUACUCGAAGAGCAUGCAGGCUAUCGAGAGGUAGUUGCAGGGAAGUUGCAGGCCCUCAGAUCAGAGAAAGAAACGCUACAGAAAGACCUACACGGCAAAGAGAACGAGUGUCAAGCAUUGGAGCUCAAGGUACAGAUUCUACAAAGAAGGGCGAGCGUCUUGUAA
This is a messenger RNA of Cucurbitaria berberidis CBS 394.84, 1254 nucleotides long. RefSeq lists its product as uncharacterized. The transcript is spliced from 2 exons. NCBI's taxonomy places the organism in Eukaryota, Fungi, Ascomycota, Dothideomycetes, Pleosporales, Cucurbitariaceae. The record is from RefSeq and is a predicted model, not a curated record. The coding region runs from base 1 to 1254 and encodes 417 amino acids.